Macadamia integrifolia is the source of this 2929-nucleotide messenger RNA. RefSeq names its product zinc finger CCCH domain-containing protein 66-like. Gene Ontology annotation, molecular function: metal ion binding; protein binding. The record is from RefSeq and is a predicted model, not a curated record. The coding region runs from base 231 to 2411 and encodes 726 amino acids. The transcript has 2 exons. Lineage: Eukaryota; Viridiplantae; Streptophyta; Magnoliopsida; Proteales; Proteaceae.
AGCUUCGUUGCCUUUUUGACCAAACUCAAGAUGGAGACUUUCUCGCCUUCUCGGCUUCUACCUUUCCUUUCUUAUAUUCUCCCCUGCUUCUUCUUUAAAUAAAAGGAUUAGAGACUCGAGAGCGUGAGAGAGUCUUCUGUAAACACCGAUCGAGGUCUUCAUCCAAACCUUGAAUCUCUUCUUACCAAGAGAGAAGGUAGAGAGGAAGGGGGAAGAGAUCAACUCGUUCCAUGUGCAGUGGUUCUAAGAGGAAAGUGUCUCGGGUUGGGUUAAUCAUGGAGGGAGAAGAAUCUCAGAAGCAAAAUAACGGGUUCCUUUCUAAUGGUUCGAUUUCUAUUUUACUGGAAGCAUCGGCCUCUGAUGAUCUGAUUAGUUUCAGGCGUUAUGUGGAAGAAGAAGGUUGCGAUGUUGAUGAGACCAGCUUCUGGUAUAGCAGGCGUUUUGGAUCGAAGAAGAUGGGGUUUGAGGAGAGAACUCCACUCAUGAUAGCUGCCAUGUUUGGAAGUACGGAGGUGUUGGCAUAUAUCAUUGAAACAGGCCGUGUUGAUGUCAACAGGGCUAGUGGUACCGAUGGUGUUACUGCCCUCCACUGUGCUGCUGCUGGUGGUUCUGCUGCUUCGCCUGAGGUUGUCAAGCAUUUGCUUGAUGCUUCUGCCGACGCUAAUUCCCUUGAUGCAAAUGGGAAUCGUGCCAGCGACCUUAUCCCUUCUGUUAUGAAGUCUUCCUAUAAUUCAAGGAGGAAGGCACUGGAGAUGAUGUUGGAAGGCAUCGAUUGUUUUGAGGAAGGAUGGUUUUCUUUUGAUGAGACUGAUAAGCAAAAGGGAGAACAGCACCAACAGUUGCAGACUCCCCAAGGUCUAAAAGACAAAGAUCAGACUGAGAAGAAAGAGUACCCAGUUGACCUAUCCCUCCCAGACAUAAAGAAUGGGAUAUAUGGGACUGAUGAGUUUAGGAUGUACACCUUCAAGGUGAAGCCUUGCUCGAGGGCUUACUCCCAUGAUUGGACUGAGUGCCCAUUUGUCCAUCCAGGGGAGAACGCAAGGCGCCGUGACCCAAGGAAGUAUCACUACAGCUGCGUCCCAUGCCCGGAGUUCCGCAAGGGGUCGUGCCGGCAGGGGGAUGCCUGCGAAUAUGCACAUGGUGUGUUCGAGUGCUGGCUCCAUCCAGCACAGUAUCGGACCAGGCUCUGCAAGGAUGAAACUGCUUGCAACCGAAGGGUCUGCUUCUUUGCUCAUAAGCCUGAGGAGCUACGACCCUUAUAUGCUUCGACGGGAUCAGCGGUGCCAUCACCAAGGUCAUCUGGCGCUGGCAUCUCUUCCAUGGACAUGGGAUCAAUGAGCCCUCUGGCGCUCGGUUGCCCAUCUGCCCUGAUGCAUCCCACAUCUACACCACCAAUGUCACCAUCUGUAGCUUGUUCUUCUCCCAUGGGGGGUGCACUGUGGCAGAACCAACCUAGUCUAGUGCCACCAACCUUGCAGCUCCCUGGGAGCCGGCUGAAGUCUACAUUGAGUGCCAGAGAUUUGGACUUGGAAAUGGAAUUGCUUGGACUAGAGGGUCACCAUUCGCAGCAGCAGAAGCAGUUGAUGAAUGAUCUAUCUACCCUGUCUUCUCAAUCCAACUGGACCAAUGCCUUGGCCACUGCAGCAGCCAUGGCUGCGUCAUCUGGUGGUCGAACCACGGAUUAUAGUCGGCUUGGUGUGGUGAAGCCUACUAAUCUUGAAGAUAUUUUCAGUUCUUUUGAUCCUUCAAUGAUGUCUCAAUUGCAGGGGCUGUCCUUGAGUGCUGCUAGUUCUCCCCAGUUGCAAUCCCCAUCUGGAAUCCAGAUGCGCCAGAACAUGAACCAGCAGCUCCGUUCUAGCUAUUCCUCUAACAUGCCUUCUUCACCAGGGAGGACAGCGUCUUCAUUUGGGUUUGACCCAUCGGCAACAACGGCAGCUGCAACUGCUGUAAUGAAUUCGAGAUCAGCUGCCUUCACAAAGCAGCGAAGCCAGAGUUUCAUCGAUCGGAGUCCAGUUAGUCGUCAUGGAGGGCUGUCUACCACUGCAAAUCCAAUGUCACCAACUCUUUCUGAUUGGGGUUCACCAGGUGGGAAGUUGGACUGGGGUGUUCAAGGAGAGGAACUCAAUAAGCUGAGGAAGUCGGCAUCAUUUGGGUUCAGAAACAGUAGUAACAACAACGGUGUGGCUGCGGGUGCUGCUUCAAUGGCUCACACAGUUAAUGAGCCAGACUUGUCGUGGGUGGAGCCUUUGGUGAAGGAUUCCCAGCCCGUGGGGGCUGAUGCAUUUGGUUUGGAUCAGCAACAGCAGCAGCAGCUGCUGCUGCAGUAUCAGCUCAACAGAGGGGGUUCUGAGUUGCCCUCUAACUGGGUGGAGCAACUGUACAUGGAUCAGGAGCAGAUGGUGGUUUAUUGAACACCAGCGGCGAAAUCUGCCGCUAGUGAGACUUAACAAGUUCCUUUCUGCUCAUUUUUGUUUUUUGGAAUAUUUUUUAUAUUCGUUACAUUCCGGAAGAAAAGAAGAAUCGGAGCAGGAAGAAAAGUGAGUACUGCUUCUCAUUUAAACAGUUAUUAUUCUAGUUUAGUUGGAACUUGGAUUUACAACAAAGAUUAGAUUCUUUUUUGCAGUGGUUGAGAGGAGAAGAGAGAAGGGGAAGGGGGGGGGGGGGGAGCAUUCUUUUAUGGAUUAGAUCUUUAGGCUGAGAAAAAUUGACAAGGGGGGAAGGGGGUUGGGGAUUCCUUCUGACUGGAAAAAAGAUGUAUAGGAGAUGAAGCUCCUUGAUUAAAUAGAAGGGGGUUGUAUAAACAUGGUAGUGGAUUGGUGGGGGGUGGGGAUGUUAUCAUCAACUACUCAUUUUGUUCAUAAUAUCUUUUAAAAAUCUGUACUCAGUCUAAUUAUGAAAUCUGCUUAUAUUUAAAUUUUAUUUUUGCUAA